AUGAUAUUUAUAACUCUAGAACAUAUAUCAGCUCAUGUCUCUUUUUCUCUUACUUUUGUUGUCACUCUCAUUUAUUGGGGAACCUUAGUUUAUAAAAGUGAAGAACUAAGUAAUUCGGGAGGAAAGGGCAUGAUAGUGACGUGUAUUUGUAUAACGGGAGUAUUAGUUACUCGUUCGCUCUAUUCGGGGCAUUUACCGUUAAGUAAUUUGUAUGAGUCAUUCAUGUUCCUUUCAUGGACUUCCUCCAUGAUUCAUAUAGUUAUAGAAGUACGGGGCCAGGAUGCUUGGUGGUUAGGUGCAAUCACCGCGCCAAGUGCUAUGUUAACUCAUGGUUUUGCUACUUUAGGUCUUCCAGAUAAAAUGCAGCAAUCUGCAAUGUUAGUACCCGCUUUACAAUCUCAUUGGUUAAUGAUGCAUGUAAGUAUGAUAUUGCUCAGUUAUGCAACUCUUUUAUGUGGAUCCCUAUCAUCGAUAGCUUUUUUGGUCAUUACGUCCCAAAUAAAUCAAAAGAUUUUUAUUAAUGUGAAGAAUUCCUUUUUCUUCAAUAAAAAUGGGAAUUCACAUGACCAAGAAAAAAAGGAAUUGAAGCAUACUUUCGGCCUUUCAUUUAUAAAUUAUCGUAAAUGGUUAUUUACUAACCAAUUAGACCAAUUGAGUUAUCGUGCCAUUGGUCUAGGAUUUUCUCUUUUAACUAUAGGUAUACUUUCCGGGGCAGUAUGGGCCAACGAAGCAUGGGGAUCUUAUUGGAGCUGGGAUCCAAAAGAGACUUGGGCGCUAAUAACUUGGAUUAUAUUUGCAAUUUAUCUACAUACUAGAAUAAACAGGGGUUGGAAAGGGGAAAAACCGGCAAUUGUUGCUUCUCUAGGAUUUAUUCUAGUUUGGACCUGUUACUUAGGGGUUGAUUUAUUAGGAAUAGGGUUACACAGCUAUGGCUGGUUGAUUUAG
Molecule: messenger RNA, 945 nt
Organism: Cryptomeria japonica (Japanese cedar)
Lineage: Eukaryota; Viridiplantae; Streptophyta; Pinopsida; Cupressales; Cupressaceae
Source: the annotation of a RefSeq genome assembly